Dalotia coriaria is the source of this 1584-nucleotide messenger RNA. RefSeq names its product carnosine N-methyltransferase-like. NCBI's taxonomy places the organism in Eukaryota, Metazoa, Arthropoda, Insecta, Coleoptera, Staphylinidae. Gene Ontology annotation, biological process: carnosine metabolic process. The coding region runs from base 259 to 1407 and encodes 382 amino acids. Gene Ontology annotation, molecular function: carnosine N-methyltransferase activity. The transcript is spliced from 2 exons. The record is from RefSeq and is a predicted model, not a curated record. Gene Ontology annotation, cellular component: nucleus; cytosol.
CCAAUUAAAAUGAUGUAGUAAUACUAAAAAAUAAUUUUAACUAUAUAUAAAGUAUACUAAUUUCUUAGUUGUUUUAUUAAUAUUUGUUGACAUAGUCGCUUAUUAAAUUAAUUUUAAUAAGUUAUUGCUUGGCAACCAAUUAUACACGUACAGAAAGUUUGUUUUUUUGGCCGGCACAAAGUUAACAACCCGCAGCCGAUAGUCACAACAUUAUGUGAUAAAGUUAAUCUCAGUGAUAGUGCGCGAUUGCCAAGAAUAAUGCAUAAACAAAUCAAAGGCGCUACCGAAGAACGCGAGUACUUCCUGCAGGUACUACAAACCUUCCAAAGCUACAGGAGUCAAUCGCUUCUACGCAUCGAACACCGUGAAGAGUGUCUCGCCACUCUUCCCCAACACCAUAAAGAAUGGCUGGAAAAGUACAAACGUGAUUUGGAUAGCUUCAAACACGCGGUGGAGGCCAACUCAACUUUAGUUCCAAUUAUUGUGGAUCAUGCAAAGAAUAUAUUCGGAAAUAUUUACAUCAACGACACGACAACGCACUCCGAAACAAAUGUGGGCAGUCUCUCUGAGGGCUUGGAUAAAGUCCAGUCAGUUUUCAAGCAUUUAAUGAGGGACUGGAGCAAGAUGGGCGCUGAAGAACGCGGACAAUGUUACGAUCCAAUAAUUAGAGUUUUAGAGGAGGAAUUCCCGGCUGAUGUUGUUCACCGUCCAGAUAUAAACGUUUUAGUGCCUGGCGCAGGUCUCGGCAGACUUGCUUUUGAGAUUGCAUCGCGUGAAUUUAGUUGCCAAGGAAACGAAUUCAAUCUAUUCAUGCUGAUUGUUUCUUUUUAUGUUUUAAACCAUUGUAAAAAGGAGGAAGAGUUUGAGAUUUAUCCGUGGAUACAUCAGUAUUGCAACAAUCUUUCUGCGGAGAAUCAGACUAUUAGCGUACGUUUUCCCGAUGUUUUGCCAAAAUUAGAUCUUGAUAACAAAUUUUCGAUGGUCGCCGGAGAUUUUCUCGAGGUGUACACGGAUUUAGAUGAGUGGCAUUGUAUCGCCACUUGUUUUUUCAUUGAUUGUGCCGCUAAUGUUGUCCAGUUUAUUGAGACGAUUUAUCAUAUUCUGAAACCGGGUGGUGUGUGGGUGAAUCUCGGCCCGUUGCUAUAUCAUUACGCUGAUAUGAAAAACGAGAAGAGCAUCGAGCCUAGCUUUGAAAUUCUCUGCAGUGUUAUUAGGAACGUUGGUUUUAUUAUGGAAAAGAAGGAGAUUGCGUUGAAGACUAGAUAUUGUCAAAAUCCGAAAGCUAUGUUGCAGUAUGAAUAUGAAAGCGUGUUUUUCGUGUGUCGCAAACCUAUGCAGAGCAGCGCGACUAGAUUAGGCGACGAACAAUAUUUAGCGGAUGAUUCUGAACUGAAACUGACUGAAUGAGUUAAUAAGUUACCUGAUGAACAAAAAACACUUGCCUUAAACACUCGAUGAUAUUAGAUUUUAUUUUGGUUUACAGUUGCGCCAGGAAAAUGCGUCUCACGCGAAUUUGCGAGUACACAGUACGAUUGUUAAAUAAUACUAAGUUUUUAAAUAAUUAAUAAAUCUGAAAUAGGUGAA